This is a messenger RNA of Diospyros lotus (date-plum), 1374 nucleotides long. RefSeq lists its product as uncharacterized. Lineage: Eukaryota; Viridiplantae; Streptophyta; Magnoliopsida; Ericales; Ebenaceae. The record is from RefSeq and is a predicted model, not a curated record. The coding region runs from base 279 to 629 and encodes 116 amino acids. The transcript is spliced from 4 exons.
CUGGGUUGUGUGAGAGAGUGAAAGAGGAGAGUGAGUGCUGGGAGAUUGCUCGGGUUUUACAGGAGCAUCUUGUACUCUUUUUCUUCUGCUUGUUUCGCAAUACUGUAAGUGUGUUCUUGAUUUGUUUCUUUGUAUCAUUGCAAUCUCUUGGUUCUUCGAGAUUAAGUGGAUUGACCAGGGCCGAAACCCCUGCCGUGAGUAGGAUCCAUUUACGGAUCCGAACACCUGGGUGAUAGAAUUGCAUUUUGAUCGAUUGAGAAGCCAAAAGCUCAACAAGAAUGGGAAUAAUAACGGGUACUCUUCUUGUCUCGAUGGCCACUUAUAAAGUUGUUAAAAUGGUCAAAAAAAGGAAGGCUAGAAAGAAAGCGAAAGAUGCUAAAGUUAAGAUGGAUGUGCAAUUGGACUUGGAUAAACCUGACGAAAAAAACAGCCCAGACCCAGAACCUGUGAUGGAAUAUGAGUCAGACCCAGAACCUGUGAUGGAAUAUGAGUCACUUGAGAAGAAGGCUAAAGAACUGAAGCAAGAAGGGAAGGGGAUUCGGAGGAGAGAGGAUGAAGCAAUCGACUCUUAUGGAAGGCAUGUUCAAACACUCAUGCCACUGCAUGGCGUUGCCUCUAUCUAUCUCUAACUAAGUUACCCCCAUGAUAGCCUGUGGGUCUCGGUUAUGAUGACAAUUCUCUUCUUCUUUGCCUUCGGGGUUGCCUUUAGGACGGCAUUGACAAAGCUCGAGAAAAUAUCUCAGUCGACUGGGGACCUCAGGAGAAGGCAGAAAGAUUUGCAGGAGCAAGUCAAAGAAUUUAAAGAAUUAUUUAGAGAGCUUUCGCGUCAGAUGCGUAGGCAAAUUGCGGGGCUGGAGGAAGCCAUAGCUGAGGCCAUGGAGCUAUCUAAAUCAAAAGAUAAGCAGGCCAACGAAUCAUCGGUGCUUCUCCCUCUCGCAGCUUGUGCAGUUGCAUAUGGGCUCUGUUUUCCUCUGGUCGCUAGCCUCUACACAUCCCACAUCCAUAAAUAAAUUUCUAAUAUUCGCUUGUCUGUCUUAAUUUUCUCAUGUCCAUGAGUUAAUGAAUUGUCACAGCUGCUGCUUUCAACCAUUCUGCAAGUGCAAACCUGUCUAUUAAUGCUAAUCCACCACAGCGGAAAGGACUGGGAUUUUAAGGCGCUGCCCUGAGAGGAGGUGAACUAUGAACUAUGAAGCAAUCAAGCAAUCAAGUCAAGUCCCUGGACACAGUUUUCAGUCUUCCCUGUUUGUUUGUUUUUGUAUUGAGUCUGCUUUUACAGAAUCUGUUGGAUAUUUUUCAUUAAAAACAAGGAAUGUAACACGUGCUAUGCACGUGCAAGUUAAGAAAUACAAUUGAUAGUUAAAAUUUAUAAUUUGU